AUGUCAUCUUCCUGGCCUCCCUCUGGGGGUAGCCCUUUCGGUAUUGCCACAUUAUCUCUCGGCAACUGGCGAGCACAUCGCCUGGAACCACGAUUGAAAGCCGCCGCAAAAGCAGGCUAUCAAUGGAUCGACUUGUUUGACGAAUGCUGGGCUGCAUACCUGGAAGAACACGGUUUACCUGGGGAGGAACUUUGGGAGCCGACUGAGCAAAAUCUGAAAAUUGCUCGCAAGUUGGCCGCUAUCGUCAAGUCCUUGGGAAUGCGGAUUGCCUGCACUCAGCCUCUCCGAAAAAUCGAAGGAAUAAAAGACCCAGUCGAACGUCAAGCUACCCUCGAUCUAGUCGCCAAACGAUUCCCAUUCAUGCGAGCCUUCGACACUGAUCUUGUCUUCAUGUGUGCGAACAUUCGAGCGGACAAUGGAGUGACAUCCGAUCUCAAGACUGUCGCGCGAGAUUUGGCGGAGCUGGGCGACAUGGCAGCCGCAUAUUCGAAAGCCGACGGUGGACGAAUGUUGAAAAUUGGGUAUGAAGGACUUUCUUGGGCAACGCGGAACACAUGGUCCUCAUCAUGGGAAGCUGUGCGUUUCGCGAACCGCCCUAACGUCGGGCUGAUCGUGGAUUCAUUCAACAUCCUCGCUGUCGAAUUCGCGGAUCCAUACAAUCCUGCUGGUCACGGACGCAUCUACUCAACAUUGGAGGAAUCGCUGGAGAUACUUGUGGGAUCGCUCGCCUCGUUGGCCUUGACGGUACCCGGUGAUCGGAUCUUUUUCUUUCAGUGCGGCGACGCGGAACUGAUGAACCCAACUACCUUCAUCCCUCCCACCGAUCCGGAGACUCCAGCGCUACUCCCAUGGUCGCGAGGCCAUCGUCUAUAUCCCCUUGAACGCUUGCGAGGCGCCUAUAUGCCUGUCGAACUUGUCGCGGCUGCUGUGCUUGCCACCGGAUAUCAAGGUCCAAUCUCGCUGGAGGUCUUCAACAAUUCAUUGAAUGAACCGGGUCAGAUGAUCCCAGAUGAUCAUGCUUAUAGAGGGAUACGUGGUCUUGGGGCCUUGUUGGAGACUGCGAAAUCCAUGCCUGCAUUUUGGCAAAAUCAAGUUGAAUGUAAAAAGGCUAUCACCCAAGUAAUCCAAAGGCUUCAGCCGAACGGGUAUAAGCUAUGA
Penicillium bovifimosum is the source of this 1158-nucleotide messenger RNA. Its product is annotated as sugar phosphate isomerase/epimerase family protein. Lineage: Eukaryota; Fungi; Ascomycota; Eurotiomycetes; Eurotiales; Aspergillaceae. The transcript has a single exon. The record is from RefSeq and is a predicted model, not a curated record. The coding region runs from base 1 to 1158 and encodes 385 amino acids.